Messenger RNA from Pistacia vera, 1850 nucleotides. Its product is annotated as O-glucosyltransferase rumi homolog. The record is from RefSeq and is a predicted model, not a curated record. Lineage: Eukaryota; Viridiplantae; Streptophyta; Magnoliopsida; Sapindales; Anacardiaceae. The coding region runs from base 241 to 1806 and encodes 521 amino acids. The transcript has 6 exons.
AUUUCUUUGGUCUUUUUACUCUUCUUUCUUAGGCGGUCUCUGGCAGAUACUUUGCCCAUUUUGCCUUCUUUCUUCUUUGCUGCUUCUUCUUCUUUUAGUUUCUGACAGAGUAGGAGCCUCUUCUUGUCACCGACAUUUACCCUUUUCUUUAAACAAACUGAUUCAGAAGGAGGUUGUUAAUUGGGUAGUAGCCUCAGGCUUCAGCUUUUUUUUAGACUAAAAAAAUAAAUUUCUUAAACUAUGCAUCGAUUCUCCAGUAUAUUUCACGGGUCCGGACUGGCUACACAUUUUUCAGAGACGCUGAUAUGGCGGCACCCUCCGAAAAAGGGACUGGCAACUACUACAAUACUACUACUCUUUCUACUUGUCCUCAUUGUUGCUGCUUUCAUUUCUUCCUUGUGGGUUGACACUUCUAGAUUUUCGGUUGAUAAUUCAAUAAAUAACACCGUGAUUAUCUUCCAAAAGCGCCAAAAACCGCCUAAAGAAAUUAUAAUCCCACUCAAUUGCUCUACUCAAAACCAGACACAAACUUGUCCAACGAAUUACCCCACAACUUUCCAAACACAAGAUCCUGACCCAUCAUCAAAAGCAUCAUGCCCGGAUUAUUUUCGGUGGAUUCAUGAAGACCUAAGGCCAUGGAAAGUUACAGGAAUCACUAGGGACAUGGUGGAAAGAGCUAAUAAAACAGCUCAUUUUCGCCUUAUUAUUGUGAACAACAAGGCAUACAUCGAGAGGUACAAAAAAUCAAUACAGACGAGAGAUGUAUUCACCAUAUGGGGCAUCUUGCAACUUCUAAGAAAGUAUCCUGGAAGGUUACCGGACUUGGAGCUUAUGUUUGACUGUGAUGACCGGCCGGUCAUCUUUUCACGCUACUACCGGGGACAAAACAUGACGGCUCCACCACCGCUGUUUCGGUACUGUGGUGAUAGGUGGACGAUGGAUAUUGUGUUCCCUGAUUGGUCCUUCUGGGGAUGGCCAGAGAUAAAUAUAAGACCAUGGGAUAGUAUAUUAAGGGAGAUGAAAGAAGGCAACAACGUCAAGAGCAAAUGGAUAGAAAGAGAACCAUAUGCCUAUUGGAAAGGAAACCCUUUCGUAGCUGAAACUAGAAAAGACCUUCUUACAUGUAAUGUCUCCGAUAAACAGGACUGGAAUGCUCGACUCUAUGUCCAGGAUUGGAUCCUUGAGUCCCAGCAAGGCUUCAAGCAAUCAAACCUAGCAAGGCAAUGCACACAUAGGUACAAGAUCUACAUUGAAGGAUGGGCUUGGUCCGUUAGUGAGAAAUACAUUCUAGCUUGUGACUCUAUGACAUUACUUGUAAAACCCCAUUAUUAUGAUUUCUUCUUGAGAGAUCUACAACCUGUGGAACACUACUGGCCAAUAAGGGAAGACCAGAAGUGCAAAUCCAUCAAGUUUGCUGUAGACUGGGGUAAUAACCACAAACAAAAGGCACAAGAAAUUGGGAAAGCGGCCAGCAACUUCAUUCAAGAAAAAGUGAAAAUGGAUGAUGUGUACGAUUACAUGUUUCAUUUGCUAAAUGAGUAUGCUAAGCUUUUGAAGUUCAAGGCAAUGGUACCUGAAGGAGCUGUGGAAAUAUGCUCAGAGAUUAUGGCUUGCAUGGCAAAUGGAUUGGAGAAGAAGUUCAUGGUGGAAUCUAUGGUGAAGGGUCCUUCUAUUACAAGCCCCUGCACCAUGCCACCUCCCUAUGAACCCAAAGUUCUCGGGGCAUUUUAUAGAAGAAAGGUUAAUGCAAUAAGGCGAGUGGAGAAUUGGGAGAAUACAUAUUGGGAUAGUUUCAAUAAGCAAUAAUUAAUAUUAUAGAUGUUGUAUAUAUGUUAAUAUAACAGUUAAUU